Molecule: messenger RNA, 8965 nt
Organism: Cyprinus carpio (common carp)
Lineage: Eukaryota; Metazoa; Chordata; Actinopteri; Cypriniformes; Cyprinidae
Product: myomegalin-like
Exons: 42
Coding region: 392-7156 (2254 amino acids)
Cellular component (GO): nucleus
Molecular function (GO): zinc ion binding
Source: RefSeq, a predicted model, not a curated record
UCACGCCCGCGCUGCAGGUUUCGCGGCAUCGCCUCCUUUUAUCUUCAUCUCAUCACGCGGCUCACCGAAGAAUCUGAUGUAUUUCUCGCCGAAUCGCGCAGUGAUGCGCAUGUAGCGGCGGCUCUCGGGGCUCUGACGUUACUCGUCUGAUGCAGGCUGACGGAGGACGCGUGUUCCGCAUGACACCGAGCGCGAUCGCACGGAACAUCGAGGACGGCGGCGUUUGUGCUCGUGUUUUUGACGCGAUUUAAACUUAAUGAGGCUCGACGCGUCUCUGGAUUAUCAGUCAUUUCUCCGGUGCUUUCAUGGACUGUUAUCUGUGAAAACACCCGCACUGUCUCAUCUAUGGUCAGCUGCGUGUGUCAAAGUGUUUUCAGGAUCCAGUGAGUAAAUGAAGGAGGUGUGUCGCAUCUGCGCGCGCGAGCUGUGCGGGAACCAGCGGCGAUGGAUCUUUCAUCCUGCCGCCAAGCGGAACCUGCAGGCGCUUCUGUCUCACGCGCUGCGUCGCGACCUGCAGCGGGACGGACGCGGAGAAUUCGCCUGCAGCAAGUGCACGUUCAUGCUGGACCGAAUGUACCGCUUCGACACGGUGAUCGCCCGCGUGGAGGCGCUGUCCAUCGAGCGGCUGCACAGACUGCUGCAGGAGAAAGAGCGUCUGCGCCAGUGCAUCAGUGCACUUUAUAAUAAAAACAAUGGGCAGGAGACCUGGGGGGCGACGGAGGCGUGUGCGGUGGACGUGUCCGGCCUCCAUGAGACCGAGUACUUUGCCCUGCUGCAGGAGGACCUGACGUACUGCAUGUACGAGUCCUGGGCAGAAGACGAGGAGCAGGUGUUGGAGUGUUCACACGAUCCUCCUUGCCACGCGUCAGAGGUUUCCUCAUGUUGGCAUCGCUCGCCAAGGUGCAGGGUCUGCAGGGUGUUGCGUGUGCCCGACUCCGACUACGAGGCCGUGUGUAAGGUGCCCAGGAAGGUGGCGAGGAGCCUUUCCUGCGGCCCAUCCACACGUUACUCGGCCAGCGGCGCCGGAAGCGUGUGUGGGGAGGAACAGACCACAACCGUGACUUCAAACACGCUGGUGCCUGAGACGCAGCGCACGACAUCACGCUCGUCAGACGGUGAGCGCACGCUCCGAGACCGCGGGAGCUCCGGCGGAUCACUGGAGUCACUGGAGAAAAGCCACGGUGCUUCACCCGUCAAAGUUCCCCAGUGUGACGCCCGAAGCUGCAGCGCUGUGUCUGAUGCUCCUCCAGCGAGACUCGCUCUGGAUCUGUCGCUGCUUCAGGACUGUGUGUACAGGCCCGUCCAGAGCCUGCGGGGAAGCAAACUGCCUGUUCUGAUGAGUCCUGGGUGUUUUAAUGGAGGAGCUAAACUGGACAGUCCAGACCUGGAGAACCUGUUUGACGGAGCAAACCGCAUGCUGGUGGAGCCAGAGCCGCCCAGAAUCCAGCUGGAUCCGGCGCAGGAGCUGUGGCAGGAGGUGCAGGACGAGUACCUGCCCUUCCGUCUCAGGAGCGGCCCACAGGGCCUGAUGGAAGAGCAGCAUUCUCAGCUGCAUCAUUACGAACACGCCGCGGGACAGUGUGUCGAUGAACUGAAACAAGCGCAGCUGCAGGUCGAGUCUCUGCAGAACAAGAUCCAUGAGAGCGAGACCAGCAACAAGUUUCAUUUGGAGCUCCGGUCCAUCAGACAAGCUGCUCAGAACCAAGAGAGAACCAUCCAGAACCUCACAGACAGCCUGAGAACUAAAGACACAGAGAUUCAGGAGCUGUACCUUGUGAUUGAGGGCCAGAACAACACACUGGCCACAAUCACAGAGACCCACCACCAGCAGCUGCAACACACACAGACUCCAGAGGGCGCCGUGGACUCGGGUUUGGUUCUGGGUUCCCAGAGUUCUCUAUUCUGGUGUCAGCUGGAGUUGGAGACGAGUCAGCGCGCUCACAGACUGACUCAGAGACGCCUGGAGGAUGUGAUGCGCUAUGCGGGGAUGCGGUGCACAGACGUUUCCCACAAACACAACCAGGAGCUGCGUGAGAUGGUUGAGCAGCUGCGGUCUGAGCUGCAGGGCAAAGUGUGUGAGCUGAGAGACCGGGAAGCAGCAGCACGCUCCGAAAUCACACUCCGGGACAAAACCAUCGCACAGCUACAGCAGAGCUUAUGCCGCAAAGAUGCGCUGCUGCAGGAGUAUUCAGAGCUGCUGAAUGAUUCGUCCGACUGCAGCGGCCACGUGGAGAGAGACGCACUGCUGCAGACGCUGAGGACUCGCAUCAGAGACAGAGACGCUGCGCUGGAGCGCUCAAUCGAUGAGAAGUUCUGCUGUCUGGAGGAGAAGGACGGUGAGGUGCGUCGACUGCAGCUGGUGCUCCGUGAGAAAGACCGAGACCUGGAGAGACUCCGCUGUGUUCUCGACAACAACAACGACACCAUCACGGGUUUGGAUGCUCUGGUGCGCAGUAAGGAUCUGGAUUUGGAGAGAACACAGGAAACCUGCCGGAAACUGGAGUGGAUGAAACAGCAGAGCGAUGAGAAACACACACUCGCUGUUCAGGAGAGAGACGGCAUCAUUCAGCAGCUGCAGACGGCGCUGGGCUCACACAGCAGAGAGAGCGAGGAGCUCAGGUCAGUGUUGUUGGGGAAAGUGUCUGCCGCUGAUGAGCUCCAGCAGCUGCAGACCCACCUGUCGAUGAAAGAGCGUCUGUUUCAGGAAGUGAUGUCAGACCGCAGUCGGCAGGCGCAGGAACACCACAGACAGAUCACAGAGCUGCUCGACACCCUCAGCACCAGAGAUCAGGACAUGAAGGAUCAGGGCGAGAGGUUGGGCCGGGUGAUUUCCGAGCGAGCGGGUCAGUUGCAGGAGUUGCGGAAGCAGCUGUCGUCACGGGAACAGGAGCUGAGUGAUAUGAACAGGGAGCGAGAGAGAGAUGCUUCUGCGUCCAGAGAGCUGCAAAGACUUCAGGAAGUUCUCAAGGAGAAAGACACCUUCAUACAGGAGUUACUGCGGGGUCCGAGUGAAAUGUUGAGCUCCACACCAGCAGCAGCACAGGCUGCGUACACGAGCAGCUCGGGUGAUCUGGAUGUACAAGCAAUCAGAGAUGAGCUACAGCUGACCCUCAAGAAACACAGAGAGAGUGAGCAGGAGCUGUCGGAGUUGCGCUCUGUUCUGGCUGCAGGUCGUCACAACGCAUCGAGCUCCAAUCAGCAGUGUGUCCUGCAGCAGCUCGUGUCGGAGCAGCAGGCGCUGAAUGAAGCUCUGAGAGUCGAGACGAAGGUUUAUCAGAAGCUCAGACGCAUGCAGUCUCAGGAGGGCAGUGCUGAGAAGACUAGCGCUCUGCACGCUGAACUGGACUCGCUUCAGGUGCUGCGCCAACAGCUGGAGGACACCCUGAGGAGGAGCUGUGAGACGGCGCUGGCGGUGGACCGGGUCGACUGUGGAGAAUACAGCAGUGAUGAAGAUGAAGACGAUCAUGACAGCAGUGAAGAGUUCACGGACAGCAUAGAGGACAACGACAUCAAACUGACAACUCAGAGUUUGACCAGCGCACAGAGAGCCGAGGAGUUCAGCAGAACGGGGAACUGGCCGCUGAUGUCCCAGCAUGCAUCAGAGCAGAGAAGCGAAGGCGAGACGGGCCGCUCCUCACUCUCUCACAGCAGGAACGAGCCUGGAUUAGCAGCAGAUGAGGAGGAAUCUGUGAAGUUGGAGAAGCGUGAAACAGACCGGCCAAACUCCCAUGAGCCUCAGAGAGUUUACCGUACGUUCAGAGAGGAGGAGGAAGAAUAUGAUGAUGAAGAUGAAGAGGAAGGGGAAGAUGCCCGGGCCCGUCAAGGCAAGCGCAGGCCCCCGAGUGUGGAGCUGCGGGAGGGGAGGUGGAAGAGGAGGUGCACCAGACCUCAUUCUCUGGACCUCGGAGCUCUGCUGUCACACAAAUCUGCAGCCCAUCUCAAAGUUCAGGAUGUAGAAAUGGAGCAAGAGGUUGAUGGUGACAGCGGCAGUUCGAGAGCAGGAAGAGGCGGAGCCAUCGGGUUCUGGCAGCAUGUGGAGGCGGGGCUUCGGGAGCAGGUGGAGCAUCUCCGUAGCGACCUGGCCGUGAGUCGUCAGGAGAGCCGUGAUCUGCAGGAAAGACUGAUGGUGUCAGAGGCGACAGUGCAAGUGCAGGCCGAACAACUGAAAGACUACAGAGAGCUGCUGACCGACAGCGCCGUCCAGCGGGACAGUAAACAGGUGCAGGUGGAUCUUCAGGAUCUUGGAUAUGAGACGAGCGGCCGCAGUGAGAAUGAAGCUGAGAGAGACGACGCCAGCAGCCCCGAGUUUGAUGAGUUGGAGACGUGCAUCUCUCUCUUGGAUUCGGGGAGCAGAUGCAGCGGUUGGCAUGGCAACAGCAAUGGUGUGCAGACAGACGACUCAUCCUCGCUGAAGUGUUUGGUGCAGGACCUGCGUGCGCAGCUCUCUCGCUGCCACAAAGUGAUCCGCAGCCUGCAGCUGCGAGUCCGCUCGCUCUCUACGACCUCCGACUAUGCCUCAAGCCUGGAGCGCACGCCACGCAAGGUGAACUGGGCGCUUCAGGUGAGUGCGGAUCACAGCGGUCUGGAUGAGGACGAGGGCUGGCAGUCCGACGGGCCGCUGAGACGCAGCCGCGAGCUGCAGGAGCUGGUGACCCGCGUGGCGCUGCUGGAGACCCAGAUCAAGAGCUCCAAGCUGGAGGGGAAGAGCGGUGCGGAGGACGGGAAAUGCGCCACCUGGCCUGGGAAGUACAACACACUGAUCCAGGCACAGGCACGAGAGCUGUCGCACCUGCGGCAGAAGAUGCGAGAGGGGCGGGGCAUCUGCCACAUCCUCACGCAGCACCUGAGUGACACGACCAAAGCCUUCGAGGAGCUGCUGCGUGCCAACGACAUCGAUUACUACAUGGGCCAAAGCUUCCGAGAACAGCUUUCCCAGAGUUCCUCACUCGCUCUGAGAGUCAGCACCAAAAUAAGUGGACGUGAUCGUUCAGAGCAGCAAGAUGAUAAAACGGGUCACGAGCUGCUAGCGCUGAGGUUAAGUAAGGAGCUCCAACACAAAGAUCAAAUCAUCGAGUCUCUGCACACCCAGUUACACAAGCGUCCCAACAUGCCCUGCAGCAGCCACGCCCCCUCUGAGACAACGGACCAAUCAGAUUGUGCCUCAUUUGUGUCCGACGAAAGAGGCUCCACCAAUGAGGACGUGGACCUGUGCUCAGACAUGGAUGCAGCCAGUGAGUUUACUCAGGAGAAGCCUGAAGCCAAAGACAGAGGUGUGUUCACAGAACUCUUGUCCAGCUCACAGAUUCUGAUCAGUGCUCAUUCUAACCCCAUGACCUUUGCCCCCGUGACCUGCCCUGACCCUGACCGCAGGAUCUUGACUGUUUCAGCACAGAGGAGGCCGCCCAUGAGAACUUUCAGCGCGCCUCACUCACUCUCCAGCUAUCAGCUGACCGCGCACACGCCCCGUCCCAUCGAUUACAUGCCUGCAUCCCAUCAUACACGGGGAAACAGUGGAGGCCUAUCUGUGCAGACAGAUGCAUUGUGGAACAUGGAGAAUAUGAUUCAGCCAAUCAGAGGUUUUGAUGGAUCAUCUCAUUAUCAGUCUGGCAACAGCCAAUCAGGUGUAGACGUGAUCGAGGAGCAUCUGAAAGAAAUCCGAUCUCUGCGUCAGCGACUGGAAGAUUCUAUCAGAACCAAUGAGAGAUUGAGACAGCAGUUAGAGGGACGUCUGGCCACAGCAGCAAGAGACACAGUGUUAAAGGAGGAAAAUCUGGCACUACAGUCAAGGUUACAAGCCAGCAGAGACAGCAGUGAAGAGGCGGAGCAGCUCCGGGAGGUGGUGCUUUCUGGGCGUGUCCGUCUGCAGCAGGCGGAGUUAGAGGCAGAGCAAUGGAAGGAGGAGUUGAGGAGGCUGCAGACACACAACUGUGAACAAAGUAAACAAAUCCAGCAGCUGCGACAGGACAGACAAAACAAUCAGGAGCACAACAACAGACUGCAGCACGAGGUGACUUUACUCCAGCAGCAGUUAGCAGAGAGCAGACAGCUGCUACACUCCCUACAGAGUGAACUACAGCUGUACGACCGCGUGUGUGGCGUGAGAAAGAGCGCUGCUGCAGGGUUGGCGUGUGAGGUGCGGUGCCCAGCCGUGGAGCUCGGGGAGCUGCUGGUGGAGGUUCGGGCUCUAAGGGCCCAGCUGGAGAGCAGUGUACAGGAGAACAGUUCUCUACGAGCUCAGCUGCACAAACAGCUGGAUCAGUUCAUCGAUCAGCGCCCGUCGCCCAUCAUCCCGGCCAGUCCGCUGCGGGACGUGCUUUACCGCCGACAGCUUCUCCACGACCCGUCUCCUUCUCCUCCUGUCAGAGACGUGGGUCCGUUUCCCGCCGGGCCUCUGUACUCGCUAUACUCAGAGAUGGAGGAGAGCGCUGUGAACACUAACGACUCACUGGAGCCUCAUGCAGAUCUGGAAGGAGAAGCUCCGGACGGCUCGUUCGCCAACCGUAACGGGCGGCACGCCAUCGGUCACGUGGACGACUACAGCGCCCUGCAGCAGCAGGUGAUGGAGGGCCGGGCGCUGGUGCAGCGGAUGGAGGUGGCGCUGCAGUCGAGUCUCGGCUCUGCCCUGCUGGAGAUCAGCGGAGGAAAGGCUCUGGACUACAACACAGUGAAGAUGCUGCUCUCUGACACCAAGACCUUGCAUCAGAUUCUGGACGAGGCCGUGUCUCUGCUCAAGAUGUUCUGGCGGGCAGCGCUUCCAAGCAGCGAUGGUCCUGCUCAUCUCAUUCAGAGGGAGCAGGUCAUGCGUGAGGAGAUCCAGUCGCUGCGUUUGCGGAUCGUUGAACAGGAAGAAGUUCUUCAGGGUACAAUCCAGCGUUUGCGCUGCUCCAGCCGAACCAAAGAGAGCAUGGAGACCUUCAUCAUCAACCAGCUUUCCCGGACGCGAGAUGUGCUGAAGAAAGCACGAGCGAAUCUAGAGAAGAAUGAACUCAAGAUUUCCUCUCUAAGCUCCUCCUCUUCCCCUCUUUGCCAUGGUAAAGUCUUCACAAGUGCAUCCGCAGGUUCUUCUGCUUGGGGUCGUGUGACCCCUGCGUCUUCUGCGAUCACCAUGGAAACAACCAGUCUGCAGCAACCUGCCAAGAAGCGUGUCAGGCAGUGACUUCUGCUGUCUGCCCCCCAUUAAACCAGCUGACAACCGGUGAACACCUCUAACUAACUCACCCACCUCGCCUCUUUCUUUCUAAAAAUCUUUCUACAGUAGGCAGUUAAAAUCCAGAUGCCUAUUGGUUGCCUGUUUGUGAGAAGACAUUUAUCUUUUGCCACGAGAAAGAAAACCCCUUCUUUACUUUCUGAGAUAUAAACAGACUGCCACAGAAUUCCCUGGAGUAUCUCAGGGAUUUUUGGCAAAAAAACUGGUCAGCAUGCGAGCCGUUCUGAGCGCUGACCUCUGCUGACACGUGUCAUGAGACGAAAUGGCAACGAAGGCAUGAAAAAUAAGUUCAUGUGUUUUCAUCAAAUGUCAUUGUGCCAUAUAUUGAGCCACUGUUAGUAUGAUUGUUGAUAUCGUCAUCAUUAUCCAGUGCUACUGAUUGAAAUGGAAUGUUGUGUAUAGUAUUUGCAUGAUAAAGGUUUAUAAAAAUAAAGUACACUUGUUUUUUGGUGAGGUGAGGUUCACCAAACAUGCCAAAGUUUGCAUGGUUAAUUUCUCUCAUUUCUGCCUAAACUGUGCUAUUGAUGUCGACUUCUGUAUGUACACUGAUUUAAAGUAACCCAUACUUACUAGCACUACUUUAACGACCUUGUAGGAAUUCUGUAGGAGUGCUUUGGGUGUCUUGGUAGUCACUUAUACCAGAGAUAUACAAACUUAGUUCACAAGCAAAUAAAUAGGUUUGUGAUUUUCUGCAUUGGCAAAAAUGAAUAUAAAACUCAAGUUGUCAUUGAUUUGUGCACACUCAUUCCUGUGCAGAUAUAAUCAAUGACAGUGUUGAAGAUUUCCGAACUAAAGAUGAAAAACUUUGGCAGGGAUUGGUGGGACCAGAGCUGCUGCUGAUGUCACAAUCAGAGAUGUUUCUUUAUUGCUUUUAGAUUUGAGCUGUAUAAUUUCUUUCUGAGCUGUACAUAUAUGCCUUCCUGUUGUUGUGAUUGGGUGGUGUGGCUUAAUCUAGUCAACAUUUGCUAUAGAAGAGUGGUUUUUAAACCUCUCCAUGAAGUACCCUGAGCACUGCACAUUUUGUAUGUCUCCCUAUACCUGAUACACCCACUUCAGGUAUUGCAGUCUCCACUAAUGAGCUGAAUCAGGUGUGAUAGAUGAUGGAGACAUAUAGUAUGCAGGGCUGGGGGCACUCCAGGACAGGUCUGAGAACCACUGCUAUAGAAUAUGCAAAUUUGUUUAAAACACGGGUAGCUGUGCAAUAGCCAUUUGAUCAUGAUGUGAGACAUCAUAUAGAUGAACUUACUGGGUACAUUACAUCAGUUUAUAAACUAGAAGUUGCCUAAAAUAUUGCAGUUGCCUUGCCUCAAAUCUCUUGCAUAGGAUGAAAAUAAGCUUGUAAGUGAAUGUUGCUUUGCCUUUGAACAGUCAUGUAAGAGAUUUCUCUUCAGAGAGAAAUGCAGUAUCAGUCGCUCCACAGUGUUUAGCCUUUGUAUCACUUAAUUCAGAACCUCAAAUGAAAGGAAUUGAUGUGAUACUGGAAUGUUUGGAUGAAAUACCAAAACCAGAGGAGGAAAAAGACACUUGAAUUCAUGUAGAGAGAAAAAUAAGCAGCAUGCUGGUUCUGAAAUCUGUGUAAUAUGUAUAUAAUGCUUGAAGGCUCAUUUGUUGACAUGGAUAGUGAUGUUAUUGUGCAACGUAAAAAAAGAUUGCCGACACAAGAGCCAAUCGAACUCUGUGUCUGAAACUGAUGAAAAUGUGCCCUGCAUUAUUACAGCUGCAUUUGGAAUUUAAACAUGAAUAAACAAUAGAAAUGCA